GAUCCUUUUUAAAUUUAAUUUAGGAAGUCUGUUUUCAAGCAGGUAGUCUAAUAAUUUAACUUAUGGCUGUCCUUCCCUUUGGAUUGUGGGAUGUUAGUGAAACAUUCAAUCAAGCUGUAGAUUUUGAACAGGAAGAAGAAGAACAAUAUGAAGUUGAAGAUGUGACCAAGAAAUGUCAGUUUACUGUGAUGCACAAAGAAUGUAACAUGUUACAUGGAAAGGUUAUGGUGGUUGCCAUAGGCAAAGCUGCUAACGCAUUUUUAGAAAUAUAUUAUAAUCUACCGUCAAAGCAUGUAGCAGAAGUUAUCGUAAAAUGUGGUGACGAUGCCAAAAAGUCCAAAAAUAAGGAUCCUUGUAUGUUGUACCAAUUGAGUGAAAAUUUGCUUUGCUUGAUGAAAACCUAUAUAAAAGCAGAAGAUUGUAGUUCUUGGGUUGAAACGGUUUUAUCUGCAGUAAAGGUUGAAAAACUAGUUAUUUUAUGCUCAUCUGCUAAAAGUUUCUACCAAGGAGACGAAGAAGCUAGAUUUUCUGAUCACGACAUUCUACGUCAUAUGAAGUCUUCUACCUUACAAUGCGAUACAUCAGUCUCGCCGUUGGAGGAAGGAAAUCUAGUUAAAGAUAUUCCAGCAGCUCUAUUCUCGUACUGCGAAGCUUUCAACCUACCUGCAAUUAUGUAUAUCAACUACACAGAAUCGCAUUUCAUUGAUGUGUUCUCCGUGAAAGCAUACAAGCCUGUACUUAGUGAUGCUCUUGUAAAGACAAUACCUCGCGCUUCAGACUCCACUAUUUUGGAAAGACUAAAAAGAUUUGAAGGCAUUGGGGUAGCAGAUAAUAACUUAUACAUAUAAGAAGAAACCGGAAAACAGUAGAUAAAAAACACCAUAGAAUACGGUCAUGCGUAGUUCUUCAGGUAAAACGAAGACAUGAACCGUAAGUUACCAGAAGAUCAAUUCAAAAUACAAACGGCUAGGCUAUUUUAACGUUAAACUUCAAUUUUUUAUAUAAUGUGAACGAUGAAAUUGUAAGUGAUAGUAACGGCAAUAGAAUGUUUAAGUGAAAAUAGAAGCAAAAAAAACUUAUAGAUA
Molecule: messenger RNA, 1085 nt
Organism: Hydractinia symbiolongicarpus
Lineage: Eukaryota; Metazoa; Cnidaria; Hydrozoa; Anthoathecata; Hydractiniidae
Product: proteasome assembly chaperone 1-like
Exons: 5
Coding region: 63-848 (261 amino acids)
Biological process (GO): proteasome core complex assembly
Cellular component (GO): endoplasmic reticulum
Molecular function (GO): proteasome binding
Source: RefSeq, a predicted model, not a curated record